UCUUAUGCAGUACUUUGGCCCUUGCACAUUUAUCAACAAAAGCAUCCUCUGAACUUCAUCUUCCUUGGGCUAUUUACGGCUUCCCUGAGUCUCACUGUUGGUGUUAGCUGUGCCAAUACUGAAGGAAGAAUUGUACUUGAGGCCUUAGUCUUGACAUCAGCUGUGGUUUUAGCUUUGACCGGGUAUACUUUCUGGGCUUCUAAGAAGGGAAAGGACUUCAGCUUUCUGGGACCAAUCUUGUUUACUAGCCUCGUUGUGCUGCUUGUGACCAGCUUUAUCCAGAUGGUCUUCCCUCUUGGACCUGCAUCUGUUGCUAUCUACGGUGCAUUCAGCGCCAUUAUAUUUUCUGGCUACAUAAUAUAUGACACCGACAAUCUGAUCAAGCGAUUCACUUAUGAUGAGUACAUCUGGGCAUCGGUCACUCUUUAUCUGGACAUUCUCAACCUCUUCCUAACUAUUCUGCGGAUGAUGAGACAGGGAGACAAUUAAGACUUGGGUGCAUUAGUGCCCAACUACUAUUUGUCGUAGGGAUUAACUAUCUCCUAUAUUAAGUGCAAAGACAUGUACACCUGUUACAUAAGUUACUACUAUUUGCUGGAUCUUAUGAAUCGAUUGAUUACAUAGACGCCCCAAAAUCUAUCUGUAAUAAAGUGGUGUAAUUGAAUCUAUGUGUGUAUGUGAUUUUUUCUGCAUUAUAACUUUUAUUUCAUUGUAAAUUUAGCUACUAUGCUGUUGAACAGUUUUGAAGGAAAAAGCUGUUAUCCUCGUUUGAA
Olea europaea var. sylvestris is the source of this 773-nucleotide messenger RNA. Its product is annotated as BI1-like protein. The transcript is spliced from 3 exons. The annotation marks the transcript as partial. The record is from RefSeq and is a predicted model, not a curated record. Gene Ontology annotation, cellular component: membrane. NCBI's taxonomy places the organism in Eukaryota, Viridiplantae, Streptophyta, Magnoliopsida, Lamiales, Oleaceae.